Gasterosteus aculeatus aculeatus (three-spined stickleback) is the source of this 1761-nucleotide messenger RNA. It is a transcript of the gene actb1, whose product is annotated as actin, beta 1. The record is from RefSeq and is a predicted model, not a curated record. Lineage: Eukaryota; Metazoa; Chordata; Actinopteri; Perciformes; Gasterosteidae.
UGGAGAGGGGCUGCGGCGCGCGCUCUCAUAAAACCCUGCACCGCGCGGGCCUCCAUCGCAGUCAGGUUCAGACCCUCCGGAGCGCAGUCACAGUCACCCCGCAGCGCCGACGACCCGCGAACAGAAAAAAAAAUGGAAGACGAAAUCGCCGCCCUCGUUGUGGACAACGGAUCCGGUAUGUGCAAAGCUGGCUUUGCCGGAGAUGAUGCUCCCCGUGCCGUGUUCCCCUCCAUUGUUGGACGCCCCAGACACCAGGGUGUGAUGGUCGGUAUGGGCCAGAAGGACAGCUACGUCGGUGACGAGGCGCAGAGCAAAAGGGGAAUCCUGACCCUGAAGUAUCCCAUUGAGCACGGUAUCGUCACCAACUGGGAUGACAUGGAGAAGAUCUGGCAUCACACAUUCUACAAUGAGCUGAGAGUUGCCCCCGAGGAGCACCCGGUCCUGCUCACAGAGGCGCCCCUGAACCCCAAGGCCAACAGGGAAAAGAUGACCCAGAUCAUGUUCGAGACCUUCAACACCCCUGCCAUGUAUGUGGCCAUCCAGGCCGUGCUGUCCCUGUACGCCUCUGGCCGUACCACCGGCAUCGUCAUGGACUCCGGUGACGGUGUGACCCACACAGUGCCCAUCUAUGAAGGCUACGCCCUGCCCCACGCCAUCCUCAGGUUGGACCUGGCUGGCCGAGACCUCACAGACUACCUCAUGAAGAUCCUGACCGAGAGGGGUUACAGCUUCACCACCACAGCUGAGCGUGAGAUUGUGCGUGACAUUAAGGAGAAGUUGUGCUACGUUGCACUGGACUUUGAGCAGGAAAUGGGCACCGCUGCCUCCUCUUCAUCCCUGGAGAAGAGCUACGAGCUUCCCGACGGGCAGGUCAUCACCAUUGGCAACGAGCGGUUCCGUUGCCCUGAGGCCCUCUUCCAGCCCUCUUUCCUUGGUAUGGAGUCUUGCGGCAUCCAUGAAACCACCUUCAACAGCAUCAUGAAGUGUGAUGUGGACAUCCGUAAGGACCUGUAUGCCAACACCGUGCUGUCUGGAGGCACCACCAUGUACCCGGGCAUCGCUGACCGUAUGCAGAAGGAAAUCACUGCCCUGGCCCCAACCACCAUGAAGAUCAAGAUCAUCGCUCCCCCAGAGAGGAAGUACUCUGUGUGGAUCGGUGGCUCCAUCCUGGCUUCCCUGUCCACCUUCCAGCAGAUGUGGAUCAGCAAGCAGGAGUAUGAUGAGUCCGGCCCCAGCAUUGUCCACAGGAAGUGCUUCUAAACAGACUUGUCAAGUCCACUCCCCAAAACACACACUGCUACAAACCCAAACGACUGGCUCUGCAUACAUGCCUACACAACACCAACACACUGGUGUAUGCCGAGCCCUCGACACCACUUCCCAUUUCCCCCUCAUCACUAUGGCACCACGGCCCCUGAUGGGGAGAAACUCUGCAGGAAGUACCAGGCGGUGUGAGUGAGGGACAUGAUGUCCAUUGUGGUGUUUGUGUACGUCAUUCCAGAUGUGUUUGUUCACCUUAUUUGCCUCUAUGAAGGUCCUUUUUCUCUGGUGGGUUCACUGCCCAACAGACCUGUAGAAUUGCUUAUGUAAAUUAUGUAAUCUUUUUUUGUUUUUGUACUUUCAGCCUUAAACAAUACUUGGUCCGGUUUGUCAUAAUGCAAAGCUUCUACCUUGUAUGGGGGUGUUGGCAGGAUUGUGCAUGGGGCAUCGAGCCUCUGGUGUACACAACAACCUAAUAAAACGCACAUGUCUGAGAUUCCA